GUCGUCGUCCCCCUCAGCGCCGCAUCGGCUCUCAGUCGCUGCUACGCCUCGUAAGGCCUAGGCUGCCUUGCUUGGUACAGGAACCUUAACCUCUCAGUUCCGCUCCUCUCGGUCGCCGAUGGCCUGGUCACGGUCUCCGUCCGACUGCCUGUCCUCCUCGUACUCCCGGCGAGACUCGAACAGACAACACUCGCACAUAGAACAGAAACUGGCAUUCUCAACCUCCCGAAGAUGGACGCACUGUUAAACUCCCUUCUUUCAGCCUCGAAACGUACACCAGGCGGUCGACAUCCCGAAGAAUCAAACGCAGCUUCGUCAGAAUGGUCGCACCAGUUAUGCCGGGCGAUGGACCGCCCAUCUCUGAAGACUAGAUACUACCACGGCACCGUAUGGGGUUACAAACGGUAUGCGCCAGGAGUCAAUAUCCCAAGCUCAACGCGCGAUGAACCGACCUUGCAUGUCCGUCUGCUCACAAUACCGCUUGCCUGGGAUAUCCAGGACCUGGCCCCGCCAGGUGGGCUUCUACGCUUAGUCUUGGCUCACCCUCUCCGCCUCUUACGCCGUGCUCCGCGAGCUCUCGCUCAACCUCAUGCUCGUCUCGUAUAUAUGCGGAAUAUGCAGGUACACGCGGUGUUGCUGUCCACCCGCCAACGCCCCACGACUUCACUCGCAACAUACACCGUGAUCCUUGUACACAUACUGCGUAUCCCGCCUACGUAGACCGUAACACCACCGUCACGCGCAGCUCCUAUUCAGAGAACAUUCGAACCCGUUCCAGCAUGUGCGGCCAUCCUCAAACAGGCUUAUACCUUCGCCCACCGGCACCGUGCUGAGCGCUGAGGUCUUCCGACCU
Messenger RNA from Rhodofomes roseus, 853 nucleotides. RefSeq lists its product as uncharacterized. Bases 232 to 720 code for a protein of 162 amino acids. Lineage: Eukaryota; Fungi; Basidiomycota; Agaricomycetes; Polyporales; Fomitopsidaceae. The record is from RefSeq and is a predicted model, not a curated record. The transcript is spliced from 4 exons.